Manihot esculenta (cassava) is the source of this 1628-nucleotide messenger RNA. Its product is annotated as porphobilinogen deaminase, chloroplastic. The record is from RefSeq and is a predicted model, not a curated record. NCBI's taxonomy places the organism in Eukaryota, Viridiplantae, Streptophyta, Magnoliopsida, Malpighiales, Euphorbiaceae. Gene Ontology annotation, cellular component: cytoplasm. Gene Ontology annotation, biological process: heme biosynthetic process. The transcript has 5 exons. Gene Ontology annotation, molecular function: hydroxymethylbilane synthase activity. Bases 159 to 1304 code for a protein of 381 amino acids.
ACAAGAAUAACUUUAGGAUAACAAAACCAAGUUAUCUCAUUAUCCUAGCCAACUCAAUCCGACAACGAACCCAUUCCUUUGAAGCCAACCCAUCACUUCAUCAUCUUCUUUACUUUUACUAGUCUUUCUCUCAUCUCUGUGUAGGUACAGGCUUGACAAUGGAGACGCUAUCUUCCCUGUCUACAAGCCAAGGUCUUAUGUCACUUCAUUCUUCUUCAGGAAUCUCCCGCACUGGUGGGUCUGUUUCCGUUAUUGGGUUUUCUCUUCCACUUUUCAAGACGGGAGCUUUACCAAAUUGCAUUAGGAAACAGAGAUUGAGGGUCCCAAGGGCCUCGCUUGCUGUUGAACAGCAGAAGAAAGAGCCCAAAGUUGCUCUUAUAAGAAUCGGCACAAGAGGAAGCCCACUAGCACUUGCCCAGGCUUAUGAGACACGAGACAAACUCAUGGCAAUGCAUUCUGAGCUGGCUGAAGAAGGGGCUAUUCAAAUUGUGAUAAUAAAGACAACAGGAGAUAAAAUAUUAACUCAACCACUUGCAGACAUCGGAGGGAAAGGAUUGUUUACAAAAGAAAUAGACGAGGCACUAAUAAAUGGUGAUAUUGACAUUGCAGUUCACUCAAUGAAAGAUGUCCCCACAUAUUUACCAGAAAAGACAAUCCUUCCAUGUAACCUUCAGCGUGAGGAUGUUCGAGAUGCAUUUAUUUCCUUGACUGCAUCUUCACUGGCUGACCUUCCAGCUGGGAGUGUCAUUGGUACUGCUUCCCUCAGAAGAAAGUCCCAAAUACUCCACAGAUAUCCAUCACUCACAGUUUUAGAGAAUUUUAGAGGGAAUGUUCAGACACGGUUGAGAAAACUUAAUGAAGGGGUGGUCCAAGCAACUUUAUUGGCACUAGCUGGACUUAAACGCUUAAAUAUGACAGAAAAUGUGACUUCAAUUCUUUCAAUUGAUGACAUGCUACCAGCAGUUGCCCAAGGGGCGAUUGGAAUUGCGUGUCGAAGUGAUGAUGAUAAAAUGGCUGCCUACCUAGCAUCAUUGAACCAUGAGGAAACAAGAUUAGCAGUCGCAUGUGAGAGAGCCUUUCUUGAAACCCUGGAUGGAUCAUGCCGUACUCCAAUUGCUGGCUAUGCUUGUAAAGAUGGAGAUGAUAAUUGCAUGUUCAGAGGGUUGGUGGCUUCCCCAGAUGGAACCAAAGUACUUGAAACUACUAGAAAAGGUCCCUAUGCUUUUGAUGAUAUGGUUAUCAUGGGAAAAGAUGCUGGCAAGGAACUUCUUUCACGGGCAGGUCCGGGAUUCUUUGAUAGUUGAAGAGCAUAAUAGCAGCUUAAAAAGAUGACAUGGUUAAAAUUUUAGGCCUAGCACCUGAGGCUUCCUGUUCCUUGAUGUCCCGCCUGAGUUAGUAUUUAGAAUAGUAGUUUAAAUUUUUUUUGUAAAGUAGAAGGGAAUGUUUGAAGGAUGAUAUUUAGUGAAAAGCCAAUUUUUUUUUGGGUCUCUCUUUCAAGUGUGUUUAAGUAUGCGUGUACUGUUUACAUGUGUGAGUGUCGUCAUCUCUUUCCUCGACUCAAUCUUCUGUACUCAAUAGUUUUAUGUCUUUUGAGCUAAUAAAGGAAGAAAGAAAAUGUCUUUGUGCUA